AUGAGUAUGAUAAGUUACGAAGGAGAAAGGGAUUUAGAAAAGUGUGAGCAGACGUUUGAAGAGGAGGAAAUAGAAUUACCAGAGGACAGUACUGGCGGAAAGUUGACAUACUUUCUUGCCCCAUAUUUCUUCGAGAAAACAUGGUUAUAUGACAUUAUCACUUCUCUUUCAGCUGCACUUUUGUCAUCGGUUACACCAUUAGUGUAUUUUAGUCUGUGUGACUUUUAUCACGAUCCACUCGAAUCAGAACUUUCAGACUUUUUAUCUCCCUUAUGGAUGAUCAUUCAUUGCUUCCUAUGCUUUAUGAUGCUUUUUGUGAACUUUAUUGACCAUAGGAAAAAGGUUAAUAUUGAGACAAAAGCGCUCCAAAAGUUACUGAAGGAAGUCGGUGAAAUGGACCUGACCGGGGAUCCAGUAGCUUGGCGGAGAAUUGCAUCUAGAGUUAAUCACUUUUCUGAAGAGACAGGAUAUCGGUAUUCCCUUUUUUGCAGUGGGGAGCAUUGUAUGCGCUUUUUUGUGAGAGAAAUCGUAAAACCAAUAGAAUGUCAGACCUACGACAUCAGGUGUUAUUACGAAAGAGAAAGGUACAGGAAUUUUUGGAAAAAUCCAUCAAAUAAGGCCCUAACUGAAAGAGCACUUGCGAAUUAUAACAAUAGCGUUGAGAAUUUUGGUGAAUUAUUACAUACGACAGAAAAAGAUAAAUUUAGACAUGGUAUUUUCGAAAAGUUUCUCAAUAUUUUCAGCACCUCAAUACUUUAUUUGGGGGCAAUAGAGUUUGCUUCCUUUAUGAUUAUGAUGCUGACCUUCAUUAUCUCGAUGAUUGCAUGGAUCAUUUUUCAUCCAUUCGCUACCGCUUAA
This is a messenger RNA of Zygosaccharomyces rouxii, 858 nucleotides long. RefSeq lists its product as uncharacterized. The record is from RefSeq and is a predicted model, not a curated record. The transcript has a single exon. The coding region runs from base 1 to 858 and encodes 285 amino acids. NCBI's taxonomy places the organism in Eukaryota, Fungi, Ascomycota, Saccharomycetes, Saccharomycetales, Saccharomycetaceae.